AUGGAUUUAUUAUAAGACCCUAAAGGAGAUAGAUAAGUAAAUACAAUACCAACCCCACCUCAUAGACCAUUAAGUGAAGAGUUAUUGUUUAUAGAUGACAAACCAAACUGGAAACUAUUAAAAGAACAUCUUUUCAAGGAGGGAAGAAUAACAAAGAACUAAUUAAUGAGAAUAGUAGAUAUGUGCAAUUAUCAAUUAAAAAAUGAAGGUAACGUGAUUUAUGUGGAUGAUCCACUUACUCUUGUUGGAGACAUUCAUGGACAAUAUUAUGAUUUGAUGAAAAUUCUUGAAUUAGGAGGGGAUCCAGAAUAAGGAAAAUAUGUAUGAG
This is a messenger RNA of Paramecium primaurelia, 328 nucleotides long. Lineage: Eukaryota; Ciliophora; Oligohymenophorea; Peniculida; Parameciidae. The record is from the annotation of a GenBank genome assembly.